This is a messenger RNA of Lytechinus variegatus (green sea urchin), 672 nucleotides long. RefSeq names its product tripartite motif-containing protein 59-like. Gene Ontology annotation, cellular component: chromatin; nucleoplasm. The transcript has a single exon. The coding region runs from base 108 to 596 and encodes 162 amino acids. NCBI's taxonomy places the organism in Eukaryota, Metazoa, Echinodermata, Echinoidea, Temnopleuroida, Toxopneustidae. The record is from RefSeq and is a predicted model, not a curated record. Gene Ontology annotation, molecular function: ubiquitin-protein transferase activity; zinc ion binding. Gene Ontology annotation, biological process: positive regulation of DNA-templated transcription.
AGAACUGACAUCGUGACUAAGAACUAGCACUUACAGUCCUUUUUAUUAUCUUUCAUAGGUUUCAAACUUGUUAGUUAUCAAGGAAAGAGGUGAAAUACUGUUAAGACAUGGCAGCUGCAGAAGCAAAAUCCUCAGAUUCCUUACAGGAUGACUUGAAAUGUCCUGUAUGCCUUGGCCUCUUCACCGAUGCAAUUAUGCUGCCUACCUGCGGGCAUACAUUCUGCAGGAGAUGCCUCAGGGAAUAUUUGCAGUCAUACCGACAUCUUGGUCACAUGGUGUGCCCUGUCUGUAGAAAAAUCACCAAGUUUACUCCUGCGAAAGGCGUUGAUGAUUUCCCCGCUAACGUGACGGUCAACAAAAUCGUAGACAACUACCGCCAGGACCAUGGCUGCAAGACUGAAACACGUCCAAAGUGCACUGCUUGCAGACGGCAAAGGGAUGCCGAGUCCUUCUGCAAAACCUGCGAUAAGUACCUGUGUAAGAGGUGUCUAACUAGUCAUCAACAGAUGUCUGUCAUGUUCGAAGGUCAUGAGAUUGUAUCCAUUGAGGAAACCAAGGGCCUGAAGGGAAAGGUUAGUAUUGGUAAUUCAUCCUAGAAUUACUGCAUCCAUAAAGAAAAUGAAAAUAAUUUUGUCAGGAUUGUUAGGUCAAAGUUUCUACUCGUGCACUGAU